Cinara cedri is the source of this 3912-nucleotide messenger RNA. The record is from the annotation of a GenBank genome assembly. Lineage: Eukaryota; Metazoa; Arthropoda; Insecta; Hemiptera; Aphididae.
AUAAUACAACAAAACCAAAAACUCGCUCUUUGAACCAUCACAGAGUAGCUUACUGGUUUGAAAGAAACAAUGCCAUCUAUCAAGGGUAGGUACAUCAUUAGAAGUGUGACUUCAUCAAUGUGUAAAGUAUAUAUUAACAUCUAGUAUGUAAGAUAUAUCUUGUUAAACAUAUUUAUAAAGACCUUUAGGUCAUUUAAAUAACAAAGCCCUAGGGCAUUUACAAAAAAAAAAUAUUUAUAUAUAUAUAUUUAUAUGAAAUUUAUUUUUAAAACCAUUUUUCAUGAGAAACUAGUAUUUCAAUUAGUAAAACAAUAAUUUCAAUACUUUACCAUAUGCCAUUUCCAAAUAGAUAAAUUAUCAAACAUUAUAACUAAACUAAAAUGAGAACAAAUAAAACUAAUAAAUAAUUUUAAAACUUCAAGAUACAAAUAAAAUUUAAUUCAGUAUUGAAGAAAUUCAUAAACUAACAAAUAAUUACGAAUUCGUUUAUUUACGUUAUCAUUUGUAUUAGUAAUUUGUAUCACACGUCAUUCUGAUAUUUUACAAAGUUCAAAGACUUCUCAACUCAUUCUCCUUGGUUUUAAUUUAUCAAUUUAUUUCGCGCUUUUAUCACUAUCAGUGUUUAUUUGUUUUAUUAUUUGUUAAAUUUUUCAGAAAUGUUCUCAUUUUUAUUAAGAAUUUACAAAUUGUAUGUUACAAUGUUUAGUAUUUAAAGGCAAGUGUUGUUUUAACUGUAAAUUUAAAUAAAUUUAUAGUAAAUAUAAGAACAUAAAUGUUUUGGAUUAUACUGCCAUAAUUUUAAAACGGUUAGUUAUUAUAAUAUUUAUAAUACAAAUAAUAAAUUUAUGAAUUCAGAUCAAUUGUUUGUUCAUACUUCCUAGUAUACUGACUAUUAUAUAUUAAAUUAUAUUACCUAUUAGUUAUUAUUAUAUGAACGUGAACUAUCUUGUACAUCAUGAACAAAAAUAAGACUGAUAAACUUAAUAAAUAUCUCAUUAAAUACAUUUUUGAUAUCUAUUUAAAUAUUUGUUCUACAUACUGACAAUGUUAUUAAAAUUCUCCACAUUUACAAUUUGAUUUGUGUGUCUCAAUAUAUGUAUUAGAUAUUCAGUUAUGGUACCAAGGGUAGGCCAGGUUGACCCAGACCCACUAUAAAUUGUUUAGGUCCCAUGGCUGACCAACCCUUAAGUAUUAUAUUCAUAAUAAGUAUUUUUGUAUAAAAUGUAAAUAUUAAACAGUUUAUGUUAUGUACUUAUUUAGAUUCUGAUUGUAAUAAAAAAUAUAUUGGUUUACUAUGUGUUUUUUUUCAUGUCUGUUAAUAACUUAUGUAUCAGAAUUCUUGCUCUAAUAAAAAAUAACAAUAGAGCUUUUUGUACCAUUUCGCAUCUUGUUAGUGAAUUAAAAAGUUAUUUUUUUAACAAAAUUAUAGACAUAUUUUUUUAUUACUUCAACUGGAAAUACAUUUAUCAGUACAUCCCAUGUGUGAUUUAAUUUUCAAAAAAAGUGAUUUUUGUAGCUAUUCGAAAUUUUCAUGUUUUUAUAUUUUUUUUUUUGGAAAUAUAUUGUUUAGCUUCUCAAAAAUGCUUGAAAAUUGGUUGCACGAUUCAUUAUAUGUUUUAUUUAUGACACUAAAUUUCUUUUUGCUAACAGGUAGAUAUAUAUAAUUUGAGGUAUUUUUUUAAUGUAAACUUUCAGUUAUUUUGGUUUAUUUAAAAAAAAAAUGGUAGACUAAUGACACAGAUGAAGUUCUUAAUGUAUCGUGGCAUUUUGGUGAUUCUACUAUAAAUACUGUAAAUGUAAAAUUUAGGACCAUUACUUUUAAUAUUCAUGCAUUUCUAUAUCUUAUUUUCUUUUUCUUUUUUCAAUUUACCAGUUCGUUAAGUGGUCUCGCCAUUUAUCUUUAUUAUAAGUUAACUUAAAGGUUACGUUCUGGUUUAUCUCUUUCAGGUCUCUGGUUAUUACAUCAAUCUACCGGGUUCUGGGUAUUCUAAGGGGGUCUUGUUUUGUUUUUUUUUUCCAAGAGUACUUUGUUUAUUAGUUGCCCGUCUACUCUCCAAGUAUGUCCGAACCAUUAGCCGUUUAUUCCUGAUAAUCUCAAAAAUUAAAAUAAGAUAUUUGGUCUGUUGUACAAUUCAUCAUUUCUUCUUCUCUAAUAUGUAUUUGUAUCUUGGUUGAAUUGUUGUCCAUGUAUGUUUAGACUAUUUUUUUAUUUGUCAAGGACCAUGUCUCGCAAGCAUAAGUUAUUAUUGGGCACAAGUAGCUGUGAUAAAGAAGUACCUUUGAUGUCCAUGAGAGUAGUUUUGAUUUUAGUAAAAUGAUUAUGCUACAAUAACACCUGUUCCCACUCAUAAUGUUUUCACUUACUUCCUGGUGCAUAUUAUUCUUAUUAUUAAUGUUUACUUCCAAAAGUGGUCCACUGCUUCAAAUUUCAUCUUGUUAACCAAGAGGUCGUUUGCGUUCUGAUUAUUUCCCAACAUCAACAUGUGUUUUAUUUUAUUUUUCUUAUUUAUUAAAAAACAUUACAGCUCAAUAAAUUUUUAUAUGUUCUGGUAAACUCUUUAAGAGUUUAUAAAUAAAAUUAAAAUAAUGUUUUAUUGCUAAGUUUAUGAAUUUAUUGUAUUGCUCUCUAAGUAUAUUUUUAUUUUUCUAUUUUUAGGUGAUGGUUUUACAGUUGAUAUCAGUCAUUUAAUUUUGUACUAAAAAAAUGGACACCAGUCCCAAUACAGUUGCAGCUAUAUUAGAAGAAGUUAGAGAUGAUAUACAUAGCUCAACUAGUCCAUUAUCAAACCCAACACAUCCAACAAGCACAAAUGAUGCUAAUAAAAUUGUUAUUUACGUACAAGACAAAAAUCGCUUUAUUAGAUCUGAACAACAUGAUUUAUUUAAUCAUUUAAAUAAUCCACCGUGUUCAGUCAAUUAUAGUAAUUUACAACCAAUUGCAGCUAGAGCUCAAAGAAUAUUUGCAUCAUUAGGCACUGUUAGUCAAGGUUUGUUAGCAGGAGUAGCAUUAGCACAAUUAUUUUUAGGUGAAGCGUCUCAGCGUUCACCAUUAAUAUUGAUGUCCUUUUUCUUCUUGUCAACUGUAUGUAUGUGUACAGUUUUGGAUAUUUUUGACUUGUACAAAUGUGAAAGCUUCAAACCAAAAUAUAUUUUAGUAAGUACAAUAAAAUAAAAAGUUAUUUCUAGUUUCUACAAUUGCUUUUUUUAUAUCUUUCUUUUUUAAAUAUAACUAUUGGGUGUAAAUUAUUCAAUUGUAACACCCUUUUAAAAAGCUGAAUUUAAAUAAUUUCCAAAGAAAUAUGUUGUUGACAAUAAUAAUAUUUAUUGUUUGUUAUUUAUUUUUCAGGUAUUAUUCCUAAGUGUAUUAACAGCUUUAGCAGCAUUUGCAUGCACCACAUAUGAUACAGCUAUUAUGUCUGGAAGUAAAGUUGAAGCCAAAGUUUUAGAGACUUGGCGAGCAUUGAAUUGCUGUCGAUGUUAUGGUGCAGUUUUAGGAUGGAUUAUUAUUAUUAUUAUGAAACCUAAAGACCAGUUGGCAGAAUUUUUGAAUUCUAAUUAGUUUUUAAGUUUUAACAAAUUGUACUUAUUUAACAAUAUUUUAUUAGACAAAACUAAACUAUAAAAUAGUUAAUUUAUAAUUUGUUAGAUUUUUCAAAAUAACAGAUGAAUUAAUAUUGACAGAUUUAAUUUUAAGGAUAUUAGAUCUGGAUACAGGAUCUGUGAUUUUCUGUCUUUGUCUUACAUGUGCAACAUAGGAAUUUAAAUGUGUUCUAUUUCCAAUGUACCUAAUAGUUAAGUGAAGCGAUAAUAAUUCUGAAAACAGAUUUAAAUUUGUUAUCAAGUCAACUUAAAAUCAACUUACCUCCAUUUUGUUUUGCCCCUUUAAAUCUUAAAAUAAAUCAUAAUAAAAAU